UUGGAUAUCAGGCUGCCAGCAAGGCCGCCUGCUAUUUAAACAUUCAAGAUGAAGAAGUUUUUGCAAAACAAAAAAGGCAGAUACUCUUUCCGACGGGGCUCUCGGUAUCCAUCUAAAGAUUUCUUCCUCAGCAUGCCGUCGUCCAACCAGGGCUGGCCUGAGGAGUUCGGCUUCCAGCUGGGCGGCAAUGGACCCAGCUACAUCCUCUCUGUGGAGGAGGGCAGCAGCGCCCACCUGGCCGGGUUGCAGGCGGGGGACCAGGUCCUGGAGAUCGAGGGCCACAAUGUGUCAACUCUGGGUCCCCAAGCUCUCGUCGCCAUCGCACAGACUCAGAAGAACAUCCCUCCCAGUAUCGGAGUGGUGUCCCGCAUACAGCAGAUGGACAUCAUACCAGGUCCGGACGGUCGUUUUGGGUUCACCAUCGUGGGAGACUGCCCCCUGCUGGUGGAGGACUGCUCGCCGUGCUCUCCAGCCGGCCGCGCAGGCCUGAGGGCCGGGGAUUACGUCAUGGAGGUCAACGGCAUCCCCGUCAGGCAGCACGAGACGGCCGCGGCGCUGAUCAAGGCCUCCCAGGGGAGGACGCUCCGCCUGGGGGUGCUGUGUCUCGGGCCGAGGCAGAAACACAGCAUCAGCAUAGAGGACAGUCAGCUGGGAGGAGAGGGAGCGAGACUGGACCGCAAACAUAAAGCUCUGGAGUUCAACAGGAGGGUUGACCAGAUUUUAGGCGAGGAACCCGAAGUGAAGGAGAAACUGUUCACGGUGCUGAAGCAGUACGCAGCCGAGAAGAGAGUGGAGUGGUUGGCCUCGGUCCUGCCCGACAUACUCACCACUGAUGAGCAUCGACAGCUCAUCUCCAGCAUCAGAAUCUUCAUUCCCAAGAAGCACCGGCAGCGCUUCGACGAGGCCGUGUCGCAGAACGUGAUCAACCGGCUCUGUCGCAGCAAGAGCAUCAGCGAGCCGCACGGCAGGAUCCGGCGCAGUCGGAGCGAGGAUCACUCCGACCGCCACCACGGGUCCAAACGGGCCAGCUCUGUGCCAAGAGACGGAGAACCCGGGGGGAGGGGGGAGGCGGAGAGAGAGAGGGGCUUAAGGAAGUCCAACUCCGGGAUACCCCCGCAUCCCCCCAUCGGACCCAAUCAGAGGAUCGUCCGUGUCUACCGGGGGAAGAAGAACUUCGGCUUCACGCUGCGAGGUCACGCCCCCGUCUGCCUGGACGCCGUCAUCCCAGACAGUCCUGCUGAGGAAUGUGGACUGAAGACAGGCGACCGCAUCCUCUUCCUCAAUGGACUGGACAUGAGGAACUGUUCCCAUGAGAAGGUGGUGUCCAUGCUGCAGGGCAGCGGGGCGAUGCCCACUCUGGUGGUGGAGGAGGGUCCGUCUGAGUACUCCUCAGACCAUACCGACCCGGAGGAAUCUCCGAGCCUGGCCCCCGCCUCAAUACCGCGCUCCAGGUCUCCAGCCCUCAGCUCUCUGCAGUGGGUUGCAGAGAUUCUUCCGCCGAGCAUCAAAGUCCACGGUCGGACCUUCAGCCAGCAGCUGGAGCACCUGCUGACCAUCCAGGAGAGGUACACAGUCUGCAAGUCCCUGGAGACCUUCUUCCAGCACAGGAAUGUGGACACUCUGAUUGUAGACGUGUUUCCGGUGUUGGACACUCCGGCCAAACAGCUGAUCUGGCAGUUCAUCUACCAGCUCCUGACGUACGACGAGCAGGAGCGCUGCCAGGGCAAGCUGUCCCGCUUCCUGGGUUUCAAGAGCAGCGCGGCGGCGGAGCCUGACGUAGGCCCGGAGCAGCAGCAGCACCACCGAAGGAGCAGCUCCAUGCGUGUGACGGGGACGUCGUUCCGCAGCAACGUCCGAGAGAGGAGCUCUGACGACUGCAUCAUCGGGACUCACCUGGGAAUGGGAAUUCAUGUGGAUGAAUCUGGGAGCCCGGAGGAGAGGCAGUCAGGAGAUGGAACCUCCUUCCCCGAGUCCCCUGACCUCAAUCAUAUGACAGGGGUGUACACGGAGCUGGAGAACGUGUACGCAGGGAAGAGUGUGUCGCCACUGCAGGGCGGCGGCUCGGCAGAGCCCGAGGGCCCGGGACAUAGUGAGGCCUACGGGCGCUCGCUCUCCCCCCUCACACUCCCCCCUCUCACAGGGAGCCGUAAAUCUGGCCUGUCCCUGUCCUGGAAGGAGCCUCUCCCCACCCCCGUAUAUGAGAUCCACCACCAGAGCAGCGUGGACUCCAACCCCUAUGUCUGCCUGGAAAGCCCCCCCGCCUCCCCUCAGCACUCGGACGGCGGCCCCAACACGCUGACCCGCCGCAAGAAGCUGUUCACCUUCUCCCGCCCGCCUCGCAGCCGGGACACGGACAAGUUCCUGGACGCUCUGAGCGAGCAGCUGGGCCACCGGGUCACGCUGGUGGACGACUUCGUACCCGGGGAGAACGACUAUGAAGAGAUAUAUCAAGGUGGUUGUCAUGCUUUCAGAAGAAGAGGGGUGCCUAUGAGUUUCCAGGAGGACCAGGACCCGGGCUUCGUUCCUCGGCAUCUCAGCAGCGGCAGCAGUGAGGAGCACAGUAGCAGCGACGAGGCCUCCUCUCCCACUUACUCCUCAGGAUCUGAACCCAUCCCGCCACCUCCCACUCAGAGCCCCCCACCUCCCCCACCUUUCCAGGCUCUGAUACCGCCCCCUGUUCAAUUCACUGACCCCCUGCCGCUCGUCCGCUUCUCCCCCGAGCACAUCCCGCGCAGCCGGAUGCCCUUCCAGCCGCACCACCCCAUCAUCCCUCCGCCCCCACCCCCUCCCAGGACCCUCCUGUCCAGCCGCUCCCCUCUACACAAAGUUCUCCCCACCAGAGAAGAAGCGGAGAAAACUCACCAGCGCUUCCAGACCACCACCACCUCCACCCGCCUCUCGCACGCACACACCACCCUACGCUCCUCCCAGCCGUCCCGCCCCUGCUAUCUCCCCCGGCAACACAGCCAGCCCCAGCCCAUCCUCCAGCCCCUCCUCCAGCCGUCCCCCCUGCCCUCCCCUCAGCCGCUGAGAACGAGCCAGCUCGUCCUCCAGAGGCACCACCAGCUGCACCACCAGCACAGCUACCAGGGCCCGAUGCCGCCGUCCCUCCAGGAUCACAGCCCCUCCCAGUGUCAGAGCCACGCCGGCUCCUUGCAGCUCUCCAAGCCUCCGGCCUCUCACUCCACCCUCCCCAGUCACACUAAAACAUAUGAAACCCCGCGGCAGGAACACCCGUCCCAACAGGCACCGCCGCCCCCGCCUCCACCCCUUCCCCCACCCUGUGAUCCGCCUCCGCUGCCCAAGCCGGGCCACGCCUCGGACACCAACCACAUGAGUGUGAAGCGGCUGCGCUGGGAGCAGGUGGAGAACUCUGAGGGAACCAUAUGGGGACAGCUCGGAGAGGACUCGGACUAUGACAAGCUCACUGACAUGGUGAAGUACUUGGACCUCGAUCUGCACUUCGGAACUCAACGCCAAUCCAUCUCUCCUCCAGAGCCAGCCUUCUUGCCAGAGAACUUUAAAAAGAAAGACGUGGUGGAGAUUCUGUCUCAUAAGAAAGCCUACAACGCCUCCAUCCUCAUCGCCCACCUGAAGCUCUCCACCACUGAGCUACGUCAGGUCUUGAUGAACAUGACCACCGACAGGCUGGAGCCGGCUCACAUCAAGCAGCUGCUGCUCUACGCCCCCAACGAAGACGAGGUCAAGCAGUACGAGCAGUUUGAACAGGACCCGGCCAAACUGAGCGAGCCCGACCAGUUCAUUUUCCAGAUGUUGACUGUGCCGGAGUAUAAAACCCGUCUGCGGUGCCUCCACUUCAAGACGACCCUGCAGGAGAGGACGGAGGAGAUGAAGGUCGCGUACGAUUACAUCUACAAGGCUUCAGUGGAGCUGAAGAGCAGCAAGAAGCUGGCCAAGAUCCUGGAGUUUGUACUUGCAAUGGGGAAUUACCUGAACAAUGGCCAACCCAAGAGCCACAGGACAACCAGUUUCAAGAUCAACUUCCUAACUGAGCUAAGCACGACCAAAACAGUCGACGGGAAAUCCACCUUCCUCCACAUUCUGGCCAAGUCUCUGUGCCAACACUUCCCUGAGCUGCUCAACUUUUCCAGAGAUCUUACGACAGUGCCUCUGGCCGCCAAGGUGAACCAGAGGGCCGUCACCGCAGAGCUGAGUGACCUUCACUCCACCAUCCUGGACAUCAGGAAGGCCUGUCUGAAGAUCCCGCCCACCUCCGAGGACCACUUUGCCUCCGUCAUGAGCAGCUUUUUGGAGAACAGCCACCCCGCAAUCCAGUCUCUGGAGUCCCUGCAGACCCGAGCGAUGGAGGAGUUCUCCAAAGUGGCCUCCUUCUUCGGAGAGGACAGCAAGUCGGCCAACACAGAGUCCUUCUUCGCCAUCUUUGCAGAGUUCAUUGGCAAGUUUGAGAGAGCUCUCAGUGAGACCAAGAGUCCAGAAAACCCCAGAAGCCCCAGACUGUCUUCCACUCUGGCCUGGUAGAAGCAUCACUCUGCUCUCCAACAACCAAAGUGCCAAGAUCACACACAGAGACACUGAAACGCAACGGGAACAGAGCCCACGUCAUCUAUAGCAAACACACCGUAAUGUAACUGUAGAGAAUCGCACACAUUACUGUUAUUCCAGGUGUGAACAGGAAGUCGUUACGUCUUUUUAACAUCACAUAGCAGGUAGUGAAAGAUACAAACCCUCCACUCAGAAGACAAACAACCGCUCUGGGGAUUUAGAUCACUUGCUAUGUUUCAUACAUGACUAUAUAAAGUUUAUAUUUUCUAUCAGAUCAUGUUUAAAAAUGGUAAAGAUUAAGCGUAGAUGUAGACGGAUCCAGAAGCAAGGUGUAGUUCAGUAGCGUGUGCAGAGGCAGAGGUUCAUCCAGCGAUGUGUUCACUGCCUCCCGUUUUAAUAUUAGGAGGUUUGUUUUCCAGCAUCCACUGAUUUAGAGGUAAAGAUGUGAAUUUAAAGGGCAUCUAUUCUGGGAAUUAUAAUAAAAUAAAAAGAUAAAAGGAGCUACAGACGUUCACAGCCGGCUCUGGUUCACUUGGUUUCGCAGUACGCUGCAUUGUGCGUUCCUACGAUCCGAAAUGAGGAUCAGUUAAUCGUUUCUAUGGAAGCAAAACAAUGCUGUAAACAUUUUAAUUUCUAAAAAUCAGAAUACCUAAUUUAAUCUCACAAUUAUGAAGUUUCUUCUAAAAGCUUGGGGUCACGAUGUUCAGCACACCGCAUCAGCGAGUAAACCAGUGCACGCUGUGUUUAACUUCAGCUCCAUCAAAGACGACACAUUUUAAACAUGUAGAUGGAGUUUUAGACAUAAACACAGAACGCAGUGUUUGCAGCACAUGAACUGGGAACAAUAUGUAUUCGCAAAACAUCCUUCAGAACAUCUUCCACGCAGUGAGGCGGCGCGACGACAUCAGCACGUGGGUACCACCGGGUAGUUCUGCACUUUGUCGAGUGUCGUGAACGCAGCGUCCGAAGGAAGAACGUGAAACGCAUGUGGAGGAAACAAAACAAGACUUUACAUUGUGAUUUCCUGCUUCUCUGGUCGUCAUGGUGAUCCGACUCAUCUGCAGCUCCUGUUGUUGUAUUUUAUAUUUAAGUAUUGGUGAGAUUGUUGCUAUGCACUGCUCAUCAUUUUCAGUGUGUGUGUGUGUGUGUGUGUGUGUGUGUGUGU
Cottoperca gobio is the source of this 5689-nucleotide messenger RNA. RefSeq names its product delphilin-like. Gene Ontology annotation, molecular function: protein binding. NCBI's taxonomy places the organism in Eukaryota, Metazoa, Chordata, Actinopteri, Perciformes, Bovichtidae. The record is from RefSeq and is a predicted model, not a curated record.